AUGUCAAUGAAGGAACCGGGACAACACCAGAUUUGGGAAUCAUCGCCUGCCGCUCAGCCGCUAAAGGAUGUACCCGUGAUUAUGGCAAACAACUGCACCAUAGAGGUUGCGACUUCAGCAUGUAUUAUUACCACAGAUCUAUCUCCUACGCAAAUGAAAAAGUUUUCCUCAUUGACACUGGAGGUUGAUAAUCUGCCCCGAAUGACGACGCCUUCUCCGGAAAUUGAGAAGGAUACCUACCUAUCUGUUCAUUCCAAGACUGUGCUGGAGGAGCAAAGGGCGCCCUCGAGGAAGUCAAAGUGGAUGCGGCUUAUGCGGAUGCAGUUGAAUUCAAUGCGGGCACAAAAGUUACAACAGCAGGCAGGAAGGCGCAGCCCUGAAACUGAUAAACCACGGAGUGAACACUUGUCCGUACGACGUGAUGCCGAACGUCACAACUCAACCGACGAACGGGUAUGUCCAUCUAACUUAUUUUUGAAUGGCAAUAACUCACACAGGGUUCCAGAAAGCAGCUGGAAAUAG
Molecule: messenger RNA, 522 nt
Organism: Dibothriocephalus latus
Lineage: Eukaryota; Metazoa; Platyhelminthes; Cestoda; Diphyllobothriidea; Diphyllobothriidae
Source: the annotation of a GenBank genome assembly